AUCGGGCAUUGUUCAAGAGUUAUCCCCUGCGAUCCGGUGACGAUAUUUCUGAUGGGCGCUGGAGCCGCAGGUUGGUUUCCCGAAAGGUUGCGGCGUGUGUCUAUAUAUAUAGCCAAUCGGUCUACAAAAAUUCUAUGCCCCAGCCCACUGGAACUGGAAGUACACCUGCGCAUACAGUCUGAGCUCUGACAGGCCCCCCCAUGGCGGUUGACGCGCUGGAAUCGGUUGCCGUGGUGGCCGUGCCGUUCCCGGCGCAGGGCCACCUGAACCAGCUGCUCCACCUGUCGCUGCUGCUCGCGUCGCGGGGGCUCGCCGUGCACUACGCGGCGCCGCCGCCGCACGUCCGCCAGGCGCGCGAGCGCGUCCACGGCUGGGACCCCAGGGCCCUCGGCUCCAUCCAGUUCCACGACCUCGACGUCCCGGCGUACGACUCCCCGGCCCCAGACCCGGCGGCGGCCUCGCCGUUCCCGAACCACCUCAUGCCCCUGUUCGAGGUCUUCGCGUCCGAGGCGCGCGCCCCGCUCGCAGCGCUCCUCGGGCGCCUGUCCACCACCUACCGCCGCGUGGCCGUCGUGUUCGACCGCCUCAACGCCUUCGCCGCCACGGAGGCGGCGCGGCUGGGCAACGGCGAGGCGUUCGGGCUGCAGUGCGUGGCCAUGUCGUACAACGUCGGGUGGCUCGACCCGGGGCACCGGCUCCUGCGCGACUACGGCCUCCAGUUCCUCCCCGUCGACGCCUGCAUGUCCAAGGAGUUCGUGGAUUUCAUCGUCCAGAUGGAGCAGGACGAGCAGGGCGCGCCCAUCGCCGGCGUGGUUAUGAACACGUGCCGCGCCCUGGAGGGCGAGUUCAUCGACGUGGUUGCCGCGCAGCCGCAGUUCCAGGGCCAAAGGCUUUUCGGGGUCGGGCCGCUGAACCCGCUGCUCGACGCGGACGCCCGGGCGCCGGGGCCGGCACGGCACGCGUGCCUGGAGUGGCUCGACGAGCAGCCGCCGGCGUCCGUGCUCUACGUCUCCUUCGGCACGACGUCGUACCUCCACGCCGAGCAGGUCGCCGAGCUCGCGGCGGCGCUCAAGGGCAGCAAGCAACGGUUCAUCUGGGUCCUCCGCGACGCCGACAGCGCCAACAUAUUCGCCGAGUCCGGCGAGAGCCGGCACGCCAAGUUCCUGGCCGAGUUCACCAAGGAAACCGAGGGGGCGGGGCUGGUGAUCACCGAGUGGUGGGCGCCGCAGCUGGAGAUCCUAGCGCACGGCGCGACGGCGGCGUUCAUGAGCCACUGCGGGUGGAACUCGACCCUGGAGAGCCUGAGCCACGGGAAGCCGGUGCUCGCGUGGCCCAUGCACUCCGACCAGCCAUGGGACUCGGAGCUCCUGUGCAAGUACCUCAAGGCCGGCCUCCUCGUGAGGCCCUGGGAGAAGCACGGUGAGAUCGUGCCGGCAGAGGCCAUCCAGAAGGUCACCGAGGAGGCAAUGCUGUCAGACAGCGGGAUGGCGGUGCGGCAACGGGCCAAGGAGCUACGGGAGGCUCUCCGCGCCUCGGUGGAUGACGGUGGGAAUUCGCGCAAGGAUCUCGAUGACUUCGUAGCGUACAUCACGAGGUGAACGUGUGACCUAGUACGACGCAUGUGGGGGCAAAAACUUGUGGUGCUUUGAACAGUCGAGUGGAUUUUCAAA
This is a messenger RNA of Panicum virgatum (switchgrass), 1670 nucleotides long. Its product is annotated as cis-zeatin O-glucosyltransferase 1. The transcript has 2 exons. The coding region runs from base 201 to 1598 and encodes 465 amino acids. Gene Ontology annotation, molecular function: UDP-glycosyltransferase activity. Lineage: Eukaryota; Viridiplantae; Streptophyta; Magnoliopsida; Poales; Poaceae. The record is from RefSeq and is a predicted model, not a curated record.